AUGGCCGAUAACAUGGAGCCCUCUCCAAAGUCGAUGCAGAGCACCAUGAAUUUAUUUGCCUUUACCCGUAGCACACGAGAGCUGCCGCUUCAACCAUCCACACAGAGAGCGCUGCCGGUUUCGCCCGACUUUGCUCUACAGGCCAGCGCGCUGCCAUACAGUGCCAACAUGAAUAACUACCACGGUUCUCUUGCCCAGCAGGGGCGAGCCCUAUCACAGGCUGCCCAUUAUUCGCUGGCGCCCGCUACCAUGUGUCGCGACUUAUCCAUCCGCUCAGAGCCCAUCAUGCACCAGAGGCAAACGACACCCUCUGCAUCAACCGGGCGGCGCAUCAGCAAUGAGAUGCUUUUUGCCCCUCUUGCUCAAGUUCAGGAGAAUUCUUCUCCAGACAUUGGCGUGACCCCUCAGGUCUACUUUGCCAACAUGGCCCCGAGCCCAAGCUACCUGUCGUCCACCGGGACCAACCUACCCCUUUACGACAUGUUUGCGGGCAGACAAUCAGCUACUCCCUCCAUGGUCACGACAUCUACGGGCAUUGAGCAGGCCCCUCCCAUGACGAGAGAGAACAGCUUUGUUCAUACCAGCCCCCGCGUGGACAUAACGAGGAUGCCCUCGUCUGCAUCCUACGCCGACUCGCUCUCUGACCAUACCAUAACGAAUCUCCAGCAGUCAGACUGCUCCAAUGUAUUCAACAUGCCCGAAGAUCUCCUGGCAGUGGGCUGUGGCUUCCCCAAUCCCACCACAAUGCAAUACCCACCCCUGGAAUAUCAAAUGUUGAUGUCCCCUGCCUUUACUCCCGCUUCCAUGAAUCCCACCACUCCCGGGGCCGCUCUCAUGGAACGAGGAGACUCGGCUUGCAGCAACAAGUCGACCUCUUCUUUGGCAAACCGGGCUAGGGAGGCUACAAGGAGGGUGGUCUUGCAGGCACAAUCGACCUCGAUUGCCCCCAUGCCCCAGCCGCCAUCCCAAGAGCUGCCUCGAGCGACUCAUGGGAAGCGCACUACCCAGCAAGACAGCAAGGCCAAGCAAAAGCCAAAGUACCCAAAACUUCGCUGCAAAUAUUGCAACGAAAUCCCUAAUGGGUUCCGAGGUGAUCAUGAGCUGAGGCGCCACAUCGGCGCCAAGCAUUCCCAAAAGGUCAAGAAGUUUGUCUGCCGUGACCCGAGAGACAGCGGCAUGCCCACCAAGCUCGUGCCCCUCAACCCCCUUGCGCGAUGCAAGUCUUGCACCUCGGGAAAGCAGUACAACGCCUAUUACAACGCGGCAGCCCACCUUCGACGCACUCACUUCAGAGUGAAGCCAAGCCGAGGAAAGGGCGCCAUGGGAAUAGGCGAGAAGAGGGGCGGCAAGGGAGGCGGCGAUUGGCCUCCCAUGAAUGAUCUCAAGGCAUGGUUUACCGAGAUUCAAGUCGCGGCCGAUGGGCCUGCCUCGGUGGUUACGGGCGAUGACCCUCCAGAUGAAGGGUCUCUUUCCCAAACAUCCGCGUCCACUACGGACAUGAGCGCCGAUUCUGACACGAUCAGACAAAGUGAUUUUACCGUGACAGUGGGCUACGUGGGCCAGCCAGCUCAGGAGGAUCCGCAGUUCCCCUUGCUGUCUGCUGUCGACGAUAGUGACAUUGACGUGCUUAGCACAUCGCAAGGUUCUGCGGCAUCUGUGUUUCAGCAGGUGGAUGACUUGAUCUUCGAUGCCGCAUGGUUUGACACCAUUUCUAAUGCUGGCUUGGAUUAUCCGCACCUCUGA
Messenger RNA from Trichoderma harzianum CBS 226.95, 1743 nucleotides. RefSeq lists its product as hypothetical. Lineage: Eukaryota; Fungi; Ascomycota; Sordariomycetes; Hypocreales; Hypocreaceae. The coding region runs from base 1 to 1743 and encodes 580 amino acids. The transcript has 2 exons. The record is from RefSeq and is a predicted model, not a curated record.